Molecule: messenger RNA, 3498 nt
Organism: Coturnix japonica (Japanese quail)
Lineage: Eukaryota; Metazoa; Chordata; Aves; Galliformes; Phasianidae
Product: ALG9 alpha-1,2-mannosyltransferase
Biological process (GO): rRNA base methylation; protein N-linked glycosylation
Cellular component (GO): cytoplasm; endoplasmic reticulum membrane
Molecular function (GO): rRNA (uridine-N3-)-methyltransferase activity; alpha-1,2-mannosyltransferase activity
Source: RefSeq, a predicted model, not a curated record
CUCCAGCAGUGCUCAGAGCCCCGUCCAGCCUGACCUUGGCUGUGUGCAGGGACGGGGCACCACCGCCUCUCUGGGCAACCUGUGCCAGUGCCUCACCGCCCUCAGUGCCAAACCUUCUUCCUUAACUCCAGUCUCAAUCUCCCCUCUUGUAGUCUGAAGUCAUUUCCCCUUCUCCCAUCUCACAGACACCACUACAGAGUCUGUCCCCUUCCUUCUCACAGCCCCUUUAGAUACUCACAGGCCUCUCUCAGCUCUCCCUGCAGCCCCUCUUUUCCAUGCCUAUGAACACAUGCUGGGUCCUCUCAUAGGACCCAGCCCCAGCUCUCAGCCUGUCCUCGCAGGGAGGGCUUCCAUCCCUGGCCCCAUUUCUGUGUCCCUCCUCUGGACUCGCUCCAGCAGCUCCACGUCUCUCCUGCCCUGAGGACUCCACCUGUGGACGCAGUGCUCCAGGUGAGCUGGCACAGCACAGCAGAGGGGCAGGAGCACCUCCCUGCCCUGCUGCCUGCACUGCUCUGGGUGCAGCCCGGGCUCCGCUUGGCUUUCUGUGCUGCAAGGGCACACUGCUGCCUCAUGUCCAGCUGCCACCCACCAGUACCCCCAGCCCUUUUCGGCAGGGCUGUGCUCUGUCCUUACGUCCCCCAGCUUGUACUGACAGUGGCUGCUGCCAUGACCCAGGUGCAGACCUUGCACUUGGCUUUGUUGAACCUCCUGAUGUUCCCCUGGGCCCAGAGCUCAGCCUGUCUGGGUCUCUCCAGAUGCCAUCCUGUCCCUCAGGUGUAUCAAUGGCAUCACACAGCUUGGGGUCAUCAGCAAACUGCUGAGGGUGUACCCGAUCCCACUGUCAUUGUCACCACUGAUGAUGUUACAGAUCACGGGUCCCACCACUUGCCACCCGUGUCCAUCUGGACAUUGACCCAUUUACCACCACAGCCAGCGGCAUCAGAGGACGGCAUUCAUUCAUUCCAGACGUGACAAAGCUUUCUGGGUGGUACAUUAAGCAUUUACUUUCCUAAAAAAAGGAACCUAAACAAGAAUUUCUCAGCUUCACACGCAACCACGAGGUAACUCAGCCACCUUACAAACAGAGGCAUUCAUUCACCCAGCCUGCAGAGCACCCACGCCCGGACCAGCGCUGCCCUCCCGGCUGAGCCCCGCGCCGCCUCCCGCACGGCUCGCGGCGCACACGGAGAGCGGCGUCACCGGGCGGCGCCGGGCGGAAGCGCAGCCAUCGGGGAGCGGAGCGAUGGCGGAGAGCCGCGUUCUGCUGCUGGGCGAGGGCAACUUCUCGUUCGCCGCCGCGCUUUGCGAGGCCGCCGGGACCCGCGUGGUGGCCACCUGCUACGAGAGGGAGGAGGAGGUGGUGGCGCGGAGCCGGGCCGCGGAGAACAUCCGGAGACUGCGGGACAGGGGAGCUGAAGUUCUGUUUUCUGUGGACUGCACCAAGCUGAAGGACUAUUUUUUACAAGGAAAAAGAGAAUUUGACUGCAUUUAUUUCAACUUCCCUCACUGUGGGAGGAAGGCUGGGGUGGUGAAGAACAGAGAGCUGCUCUCAUGCUUCUUCCAUAGCUGUGCAGAAGUGCUGGCGCAGGAUGGAGAGGUGCGUGUGGCUCUCUGCAGGGGGCAGGGUGGCACACCUGCCGAUCAGCCCAAGAGAGAGUGGCACAACAGCUGGCAGGUGGUGGCAGUGGCAGCAGGAGCCGGCUUCAUCCUGAGUGACGUUCAUCCCUUCCAAGCAGAGACUGCCCAUGGCUAUGAAUGUACGGGGUACAGGAGUCAAGAUAAAUCCUUCUGUAUAGAGGGUGCUUUAAAUCAUGUUUUUACACGAAGCACGCCACUCCUGUAUUACAAACCUCUGAUCUGUGAGAUACAACUGGAAAGACAAAGAAUUUCUUUUCAAGUACCACAAGUACUUGUGGAUAAAAUUAACAGGGGUUUCCUGGAGCGAAAUUCAAAUCAUCCAGUACGGACAAUAAAGGAGAAGCUGACUGCAGCGCUCAGCCAGGCCUUCCGACUGCAAAGCAUCGACUACUGCCUUUCUCUGCUCCUCCAAGGUGACCUUAAUGCCACUUGUCACUCAAACAUGUUUUGGAUCCCUCUGAGCCCAGAGGAGACUCCCAGUGCUGAAGAAAUGGCCAGUGGGCGAGCAAACGCAGUUCUGUUUUCCCAUGUUGAUUUUCAUGAGGACACAGAUAAGAAUGUACAAGAGGGAUGUCAAACUCCAAAACAGUGUUAUCUUAGGCCUUCCCUUCUGCCUUAUGGUCAGGCAAUAAUAAGAAGUACAUCCUUUGUCCCGGGGACACUUUACGUUUUUUCUGGCCCAGUCUUCAGGAAGUGCCAUGUCUCUCCUUCCUCUAUGCCUGUUUUUCAUGAAAUGGUUCUUGUGUGUGCAGUUAACAGAGGUUCAGAGAACAGCUUCAUACAGAUGGUAGUGGACACAAUUAAAACCAGCGUACAUUCUCUUCACCAGACCAUUUCUGAUCAUAAGCUGACCUUCAGUCUGCAGGAAUCAACAAGCUUGGGAACAGCUGAGCUCAGUGACUUUGCCACUUUUGAAUCUAAGCUUGGUGAAGUUCAGUUCUUCCUCUGCAUGGAGGCAGAUACUCGGGACUGCUCUGAGAAGGGUUCUUGUGUGGGUGCAGUAAGGACUGCUCCGUAUGAGCCAGCAGGCAGUGAUUUGGUUGUUGUCUCUGCUUCACUGAAUCUGGACCUCGUGGCCAUGCUCAUCUGUGCCAUAGAUGACUGGCGCAUGCUCUGGACAUCAGACUCACGCUUCCUCCGUCAGUUCCCUGCAGGAGAGCUACGGAUUUUCAGGAGCUUCUCUCUCUACCCACCUUCUUAUGUGCAUGAUGUCAGCUUCUGGCUUCCUGACGAGAAACAAUUUGACGAUGUUGCUUUUCACACCAUUGCCAGAGAAGUAUCAGGUGAAGCAGUAGCAUCCAUCCAAUUACUUGAUAACUUCCAGCAGCCGGGGACUGGUCGAAACAGCCUGUGCUGCCGGCUCACCUUCCAGAGCUGCAACAGGGCGCUGGGCCACGGGGAGGUGGCAGCCAUGCAGCUGCGCUUCAGGGAGGAGAUCUCUCAGCGGCUGCGUGUGACCCUGCGGUAGGGCUGUAUGGUGCUGGGCAGAGCUCUGCAUGGCCCUACAGUAGGGCUGUAUGGUGCUGGGCAGAGCUCUGUAUGGCCCUACAGUAGGGCUGUAUGGUGCUGGGCAGAGCUCUGCAUGGCCCUACAGUAGGGCUGUAUGGUGCUGGGCAGAGCUCUGCAUGGCCCUACAGUAGGGCUGUGUGGUGCUGGGCAGAGCUCUGCAUGGCCCUACAGUAGGGCUGUGUGGUGCUGCUGUCUGCAGAAAGUGGCUGCAUCUCGCAGUACUGUGUGGUGUUGCAGUGCCUCCUACAAAGGUGGGGUUCAGCAUCUGCAUACAUUGUAAAUGGGGAAAAUAAAAACUGGACACUGCCGUGCUGUGUGUGUGUGUGUAAUGAAAGCUCGUUUCUUAAAGGA